AUGAACUUAGGAGCAUCAGGUGAAAGUGACUCCAGAUUCUACACUGGCAGCAUUAACACCAGCCCUACAACUGUCACACCAGUGACCAUCUCAACUGACCCCUGCUACAACUACACUGUGCUGGACAAUCCAUGGAGAUCCAUCAAUAAUACACUGAACUCCUCCUCCUCCUCCUCCUACAAGUGUGACCAGUCUGUCUCCUGGAGCGGCUGGUAUCGUCUCUUCAUUAACGGCAUGAGCGCUCAUAUCCCAGACACGUGUGUUGCUGAGUACAGCUGUGGCACUUGGACCGCACUGUGGAUCCGUGGUGGACACCCAACAGUAACAGAUGGAGUCGUCACUCGAGAGCUCUGCGGUAACGAUGAGAGUUUCUGCUGCUCUUACAGGUCUUAUCCCAUUAAAGUCAAAGCCUGUCCAGGAGAUUAUUAUGUCUAUGAGCUGGUCAGACCAGCAGUACCCAUUUCAGCAUACUGUGCAGACACUGGCAGCAUUAACACCAGCUCUACAACUGUCACACCAGUGACCAUCUCAACUGGAAAGGACCGGUUUUUCAUAUCCAGUGAGUGGUUGAGCUGGUCUGGGAGCAGGCAGUUCUGCAGAUAUCGAGGAGCUGAUCUGGUCAUUAUCAACACUGAAGAGAAGCAGAGGUACAUAACUUCAUUAGCCAAGGAGAGAGUGUGGAUUGGUUUGACGGACAUUGAGACUGAGGGGACCAUGAAAUGGGUGGAUAAUUCAACACUGACACAAGGGUUUUGGUAUAAAAGAGAGCCAAAUAAUGCAGGUGGAGACGAGGACUGUGUUGAACUGACCCCUUCAGACUCCAUCCAGAACUGGAAUGAUCUCCCAUGCUUUAAGAAGAGGAAAGCGAUUUGUGAGAAAUAGGGUUCAUCCCGUCUUCUCAUGUUUUUAAUUGUA
Molecule: messenger RNA, 915 nt
Organism: Pimephales promelas (fathead minnow)
Lineage: Eukaryota; Metazoa; Chordata; Actinopteri; Cypriniformes; Leuciscidae
Source: RefSeq, a predicted model, not a curated record